This is a messenger RNA of Raphanus sativus (radish), 1360 nucleotides long. Its product is annotated as KH domain-containing protein At1g09660/At1g09670. Gene Ontology annotation, molecular function: mRNA binding. Gene Ontology annotation, cellular component: nucleus. Gene Ontology annotation, biological process: regulation of mRNA splicing, via spliceosome. NCBI's taxonomy places the organism in Eukaryota, Viridiplantae, Streptophyta, Magnoliopsida, Brassicales, Brassicaceae. The coding region runs from base 159 to 1061 and encodes 300 amino acids. The record is from RefSeq and is a predicted model, not a curated record. The transcript has 8 exons.
CGCUCAUUUUGUGCGUGCGUAGGGCUUUUGACUCUCUCUCUCUCUCUCUCACUAUAGCUCCUUACUUGUGGCCACUCAACAUAUAGUCCACACUUUCCUCUCACGGAGAGAAGACAUAGUUUCUUCAAUCGGCGCCAGAUCCUCCGAGAGUGGCAGAUAUGAUGGAAUCGGGGGCUGGUCUCUUGGCGAUGGAAGAGAGGAUACUACCGGGAAGCUUCUUCCAGUUUCCUCUUCCUGGAUUCAGUGCUUCUCCCAAUCGGUUAUCUCCUUGUCCUCCUCCCCCUCCUCCCACUGGUCGUGAGAGGUACUUGGCUGAAUUGCUGCAAGAGAGGCAAAAGUUGGGUCCUUUCUCACAACUUAUGCCACAUUGCUGCAGACUACUUAAUCAAGAAAUUCGGAGGGUCUCAAGUUUAUCCGACCUUGAUAGAUAUGAGCCUGGCAGUCCAUUUAGAUCGCCUGGUCUUCUGCCCCCGACUAAUGGAAAGCUUGAUUUUGAUGGAUGGUCAAUGAUGCAAGCAGAGGAGAAUUUUCAUCACCAGAGAGCUUCCCCAUUUCGUGCUCCAGUAGGCUGGGGACUCCAUUCUCCUCCACCCAUUGUGAAAAGAGUGAUUAGGCUUGAUGUGCCUGUCGAUCAAUUUCCAACCUUCAAUUUCGUUGGGCGGAUUCUCGGCCCGCGUGGGAACUCUCUAAAAAGAGUCGAGCUGGCAACACAGUGUAGGGUGUUUAUUAGAGGACGAGGAUCCGUCAAGGAUACUCUCAAGGAGGAGAAACUCAAAGGUAAGCCAGGUUACGAGCAUCUCAGUGAGCCACUACAUUUACUGAUCGAAGCCGAGCUUCCCGAGGACAUAAUCAACUCUCGAUUGGAGCAUGCAGUUCAUUUCCUUGAGUCGCUCCUAAAGCCAAUGGACGAAUCAGUGGACCACUACAAGAGGGAACAGCUGAAGGAGUUAGCUGCUCUGAAUGGUACGCUAAGGGAAGAGAGUCCAAGUCCGAGCUUGAGCCCUUGUCUGAGUCCGAGCAUGUCCCCUUUCAACACCAAGCGUGCCAAGACUGGACAAUAAAGAUUUUUACACGAGAGAUGAUUUCCUUUUUUUUCUGUGAUUCGGACAGAGAAACCAUGGCAUGGUCGUGUGGACUUGGGGCAAAUGCUCUCUCUCUCUAUGCAUCAUUGCCUAUCUAUCUGCGGGGUGAUAACGUUCUAACGUUUUUGAUGAGACACUUCAAUUAAUUUGUUUUGGUCAUUAAGUUUAUUCUUUAUAUUUUUGAAAGUUUUGUUGGCUAGCAGUGAUUACCAUUGACUGGGUAAUAAUAAUCUUAAUAAUGGCGUUUAUGAAAUGUAAUCUCGUUCUGAUUCAUGCAA